AUGUCGGGCCUGAAGCCGCGUGCCUGUGGGGGCGGGAAGCAGCAGCCCAGCACCAUCAUGCUGUGUAGGACCCGGAGCAGCCUGGCCGCCGCCGCCCCGCGGGAGCACCGUAUGUUCAUGGAGGACGCCUACAACGCAGCCAUCUGCUUCAAGAUGCUCCGGGACCUGAACAACUCAGACCCAGUCCGCCUCAAGUACAUCAUCAAGAAGAUCAAGAGCAUGGCCCACUGUUCCCCUAACCUGGUGCUGGAAACCAUCCAUGACUACUUCACUGAUAACCCAGAGAUCUCCACCCGGCAUAAGUUCAGGCUGUUCCAUGUCCUGGAAAGUGUCAUCGAGGCCAGUGACUCCCUGGAGGACAUCUGGGAGAAGACCUUCAUGCAGCUGGCCCUCGACAACAUGACCAAGUCCACGGAGCUGGAAGAGACGUACCAGGACGCGGCGGGCAACGUGCUGGUGGCCAUCUGCAGGCACUCGUGGCAGCGGGUGGUCGGGCAUCUGGAGGCGCAGGUGCUGACGGGCAUCUUCCCGCACCGAAGCCUGCUCUACGUGCUGGGCAUCCUGUCCUCCGUGGGUAGGGCUCUCUUCAACAGGGAAGAGAAGACCUGCUGGGAAGAGCAGCUGAUGAAGAUGGCUGACAGCUCGGUCCAGUUCCUGCGAAUGGAAAACUGGUGCCGGGAGCUGCUGGGAGCCCUCACGAAGCCUCACCACACACAUCAGGAGCAGCCCCCCGAGAAGGUUUUCCUGUUCAUCUACUACGGACUGAUCCUGCAAGCUGAGCAGGAGAGCAGCACAGUGCGCAGCCACCUGCAACGCCUGCUGGAGACAUCACACCAGUGGGCCAAGCAGAGGGAGGGCAUGGCACUCACUGUGGGGCUGGCUUCUGUCCGCCACCUGGACCACGUAUGGGCCGUCCUGGAGCAGUUUGGCCGAAGCAAGCCCAUCAGAUGUUGUCUACAUGGCUUCCCCAUGAAGAGCUCGGAGGAGCUGCACUGGAAGUGGGCCAGCUGCACCAUCCUGCUGUCCUACGGGCAGAUGGCGGCCAAGGCCAAGGCGCACAUCCUGCCGUGGGUGGACAACAUCCUGUCUCGGAUGAUCUUCUACUUUCACUACAGUGCCUGGGACGACACCUUAAAGCAGAGCUUCCUCUCCUCGAUUGUCAUGCUGGUGGGCGCCAUCAGCCGCAACGAGGGCGCACAGAGCUACGAGUUCGCGCAGCUGCCCACACUGCUGGACUGCCUGGCGAUCCUGAUGGAGAAGGAGCCCCCCGACUUUCUGUGCACCACCAACCGCCAGCAGGCCCUGCACAUCAUCUCCAGCCUCUGUGCCUUCAGGCCGGCCCUGGGCGCCGACAGGAAGUCACGGCUGCUCAACAGCUGUCUACGAAGCGUCCUGGCGCUGCCGCUCCCCGACGUCCUGGAGAAGCACCUGUGCCUCUUCCUGGAGCCGCCCAACAUACAGUCUCUCUACAAGGACACAAUGAAUGCCCUGGACAAGAUGCUGCAGAGUUUCAUCCUGCAGAACCCCACGACGGAGGAGCUGCAUUUCCUGCUGUCGCACCUGUACGUCUGGCUGACUUCCGAGAAGGCGCACGAGCGGCAGCGCGCUGUGCUGCACUGCCUGGCCCUCCUCGAGUUCCUGAGCCGCAACCUCUUCCUGGACCCAAAGGAGGACUUUAAACGAAUGGGGCAGCUGGUUGGCAUGCUGGGCAUUCUGUGCCAGGACCCGGACAGAGCCACCCGGACCUCCAGCCUGGAGGGCAUGGGCCACCUGUACAAGCUGCUCCUGCACCAGAGAGGUGGGUCUCUGCAGCGCACCAGAGCCCGGCACCAGGGACCCCCAGCAGCCCCCGCCCCGGGGCCCGCCCACCCGUCGGUGCCGCUCACCCAUUGGUCCCGCCCACCCGUCGGCCCAGUGGUGCCGGCAAGACGAGCUUCCAAGGAGGAACCCCAAGACCCCCUGGUCAGCAGGAAGGAAGACCCAGUCUGGAGCGGCGGGGACCAGAGCAAGGCCACCCCCGCACCCCAGCACACCGCACCCUCCAAGGCCCUCAGCCUCUUCCAGAUCAGCGGCUCCCAGGCCAUCAAGGUCAAGGCUCUGCGCGUCCAGGAGGUCACGAAGCACCUCACAAUGGCGGAGCUGAGCGACCUCAUCUGGACGGCCAUCGAGGGCCUGGGCGCCACCAGCCCCUUCCACGUGCAGUCCGCUGCCGAGAUGCUGCUCACUGUCACCCAGGAGCAUGGCGCCACACUGCAGACAGUGGCCAGCCUGGGCCGGGCCCUCCACCUGCAGCUCUGCUCCGUCCGCGUCCCCAAGGCCAAGGACAUCAGCCUGCAGGCCCUCACCGUGCUGGCCCGCAGCCACACGUCCGAGCUGGUGACCACCUUCCUGGACUUCUCCCUGCCCCUGGACAGCCACGCCUUCCGGUCCUGGAGGGCCCUGGGGGCCGAGCAGCCCCUGAGCCGCCGCGUGCUGGCCACGCUGCUGGACCGCCUGCUGGACCGAGCCCUGCCCGCCGCAGCCAGCGCCCCAGCCCAGAAGACCUACCUGCGCUCGCUGGCCGCCAUGGUGACGCUCCAGGAGCUGCAAUUUGCCCGCGAGUUCAGGCACGCAGUGCGCGAGGCCUUCCCCCGCCUCUUCCUGGCGCUGCUCACCCAGAUCCGCUACAUCCUGGAGCUGGACCUGCCGGAGGCCGCACCCGCCCGCUGCCCCUCCGCCCACCCACGAGGCCGACUCUCCCCCUGCAGCACGGCCCUGGAGGCCCUCAAGAGCCUGCUGUCCACCACCGGCCACUGGCGGGACUUCGCACAGCUGGAGCUGCAGGGCGCCUGGACGCUGCUGACUGAGCCACAUAGCUACCCGCAGGGCGUGGGCCUGCUCGCCAGGGCCAUGGUGCAGGACCACUGUGACCAGAUCAGAGCCGUGCUGUGCCAGCUGUUGCCCGCCCUGAGCAGCUGGGAGCGGCGGGAGCGGGAGGUGGCCGUGCUGAUCCUCGGGGAGUUCCUCUACAGCCCUGCCCUGCUGGACGUGCUGUCCGAGCAGGACGCCCUGACGCUGCUGUCGCAAAGCCUGCAGGACCCCAGCCCCGAGGUGCGCGUGUGGGGCCUGCAGGGGCUUGGCCACAUACUCUUCCACCCGGAGAAGGAAAGUCUUCUCCGCGGCCAACUGCCACACUUCCUGGGCGGCCUCUGCCAGAACAGCGAGUCGGCCGUGGUGCGCGUCAUGGGCACCAUGUCCAGCGUGCUGCACCGCCUGGGCGGCCACGGCGCCGGGCCCCUGAGCUUGGAGGUGGCCCUCAACACCCGCUCCUUCUUCGACCAUGAGCGGGACGAGAUCCGGGCCGCGGCCAUGGCCCUGUUCGGGGACCUGGUGGCCGCGACAGAGAGUGGGGGCCCAGAGAGCCUGGGUGCCCAGGUGCACCUGAGCCUGGUGCCUUUGCUCCUGCACCUGAAGGACCCCAGCCCAGCCGUGGCCACGCAGGCCAAGUUCACCUUCUACCGCUGCGCCCUGCGCCUGCGCUGGCGGCUCCCUCACACGCUCUUCUGCGCGCUGGCCUGGGGGCGCGGGCCCAGCGCCCGCCACUUCCUCUGGACCUACCUGAUGCGGUGCCCGGAGGACUUCCGCGUGCACACGACGCAGGCCCUUGGCGCCCUGCGCAGCCGCCACGGCCGCAUCCGCACCUGGGCUGCCCUGCUCAUAGGCUACGCCGCCUGCUACCAUCCCCAGGCCAUGUCCCCGCUGCUGAACAACGAGGCCACCAACCUACUGCUCCACACGUUUGAGGACCUGGAGAGCCACGACGAGCCGGGCAUCCGGGCAUUUGCCCGCCGGCAGCUGGCCUUCUUGAAGAAGACGGCAGGCCCCUGGCAGCGGUGA
Molecule: messenger RNA, 3876 nt
Organism: Sorex fumeus (smoky shrew)
Lineage: Eukaryota; Metazoa; Chordata; Mammalia; Eulipotyphla; Soricidae
Product: maestro heat-like repeat family member 5
Exons: 29
Coding region: 1-3876 (1291 amino acids)
Cellular component (GO): cytoplasm
Source: RefSeq, a predicted model, not a curated record